AUGAAUAAUGAAAGCUUAAAUAAUUUAGUUGAACACGUUUUAUCAGAACUUAAAAAAACAAAAUUGUAUAUUGAAAAUAUAAUAGAUGAAAAAAAAGAUGAAAAUUAUGAAAAGUACUACGAUAUACUAACUUCUCUGAAAAAAAAAAUUAAUUUAUAUGAAAAUAUUAAUGUAUUAGAUAAAGAUGGAAUGAAUAAUGAUGAAAGUGAAUAUUCAAGAUCUCAAUCCACUGAUAAAUAUAAGGAAUAUGAAACGGGAAGAAAAAAAAAGUUAAAUUUUUUUAAUGAAUAUGAACAAAAUAUAAAAUUAUUCGACAUAAAUAGCUUAAAAAAAAAAGAAAUUGUAGGAUACACAUAUGAAGGAAAUGCAAUAAUUAUAAAUAACUCAAACUUUGUUAAACUUUUUAAGAAUUAUGAUAAAAGUGACUCUUUUAAAUGUCGUAAUAGAGAAAUUACACAUGUUUCAAAAAAUACUAAGGAAAAGAGGAAAAAAGGAAAUGAUAAAGAAAAUGAAGAAAAUGAUAAAAGUAAAGUCGAUGAAAAAAUUGAAGAAGAUUAUUUAAGCGAAAAAUCCUGUUCAAGCUCUAGUGUAAUUUCUCUAAAAACAUUUAUAAAAAAUAAUGAAAAUUUAAGAAUAUAUAAAAAUAGAGAAGCAUAUAUAAAACAUAAAUAUGAUGAUAAUUCAUAUGUCAAUCACAAAUUAGAUAGAUGUAGUGAUUGUUCUUCAAGUUCUUUUAGCUGGUAUGAUAAAAAACAUGAUAAUUUAUUUUAUUUUAGCAACUUACUAAAAGAAGAUAAACAUUUAAAAAAAAGUAAUUACAAUUUUACUAACACACAAAAAGAAAAAAAGAAAAAAAACAUUUCUCCUUUUUAUAAUUAUAUCUAUUUUAAGUAUUUAGAAAAAAAUAAAAAGAAACUGUAUCCAGUUUUUAUUACUAAUAAGAAUGGUAAAAAGAAAUUAUAUAAUUUAAAAAAGAUGAAUAAAUGUCUUCAAAAUGAUCAAAAUCAAACAAAUAAAUAUGAAUUAGAUAAUAGUUUAUUUAGUUAUAAAAACUAUAAAUAUCUUUGUUGUAAGGAAAACGAUGCAAAAAGAAAAAGUAUUAACUUUAAAAAAAUUGAAAAUAUUUCUUCUUUAAAGAAUCACAAUUUUGAAAAGGAUGAGAUUAACUAUUCAAUAGAUAAAAUAAUUCACCAGAUAGAAAAGUUAUCUAAUUCAGAAAAUGAAUAUAAAAAAAAAGUAACCUUUAAUGAUCAUUUCUCCAAUUUUAUUAAAAAAAAUAAAGAUUAUCUUAAAAGAGAAAACAUUUUCGCAUUUAAAGAACUAUGUGAUGCAGAUAAAAUAAAAUUAAAAGUAAAAAUAAUAGGAACUAAUGGAAAAAUAAUAAAAAACAAACGCUUAGAUAAUGUUAUUAUAAAUAAGAAUAAAACUUUUGGAGAUUUAGCAUAUAAAUUAGGUCAUUUUUUUAAACUUCCUAAAGAUAAAAUUGAAAGCAUCAAAAUUUUUUUUGAUGGUGAUUUAUGUGACAAAAAUAUGUCUUUUGAUAAUAAUGAAUUAGGAUUAGAAGACGGUUAUCAAAUAGAUGUAAAAUUCCCAUUAACAGAUGAUAUUCCUUGUGUAGCAGAUGAAUCAACAUAUAGUGAUGAUUCUUAUAUAAUUUUUUUACCGGAUUCAUAUGUAAUUGAAUAA
Plasmodium relictum is the source of this 1686-nucleotide messenger RNA. Its product is annotated as conserved Plasmodium protein, unknown function. Bases 1 to 1686 code for a protein of 561 amino acids. Lineage: Eukaryota; Apicomplexa; Aconoidasida; Haemosporida; Plasmodiidae. The transcript has 7 exons. The record is from RefSeq and is a predicted model, not a curated record.